Molecule: messenger RNA, 11276 nt
Organism: Cydia pomonella (codling moth)
Lineage: Eukaryota; Metazoa; Arthropoda; Insecta; Lepidoptera; Tortricidae
Gene: zye
Product: mucin-2-like
Source: RefSeq, a predicted model, not a curated record
AAGCCCAUGUGAGCGCGCCGCGAGAACGCGCGGAUCUAUAGUGCAGUGCAGUGUAUAUUUUUUUUGUGAUAAAGGGCCCCAUGAAGCGGCUGUCAUGCGCAUAGCGGCACUGAUUGCACUUGUGCAGCUGUCGCUCGCUACAGCUUCAGAUGGCGAAACCCUCACUGCUGCCGAGCUGAACUACCAGCUCUCUGGCAACGUCCUCUCCCCCUUCUACGAGUCCUCAGAAGAAACGGGGGUCAACUUUAUACGCGGCUCGCGAGCUGCUGACUCGCCACAGGCACCUGAUAUAGAUGUACAAUGUUCGAGCGAUUUCAUAGAUGUUACUGUGGAAUUCGCCGAUGUAUAUGAUGGAAUCAUUUAUAGUAAAGGAUUCUUGAAUGAUCCUAAAUGCAAAUACGUGUCGCUGGGCGGCAGCCAGUCUCGCUACUCGUUCCGAGUUCCGCUGAAAGGCUGCGGCUCCCGUCCGCUAUGCAAUGCGUGCGGCACCAUCGACAACGUACUCGUCUUCCAAGCUGAUGACUUCGUGCAGGGCCCGCUUGACUUCGCCAGAAAGGUGUCAUGCGCCCGCACAUCAUACGAGCUGUCCACCGGGCAGCGCCAGGAGUCACAUACGCUCAAACUAAAGCCUUUUAUGGUUGAUAUGUUAGAUGUAGUCGCCGUAGAAGGACCAGCAGGUGGUGUUGAGUGCUGGAUGGAUAUACAGAAGGGUAUCUUCCCCAAUACGACCCCGCUAAAAGACUCCAUUAAGAUCGGCGAAUACCUGACCAUCCUAGUGUACCUGAAAGAUGUGAGGAACCAAUUCAACCUAAAGAUCCACGACUGCUGGGCUUAUGAUAGUGAGGAGUACGACAGCCCGAAGACCAACAAGAUACAGCUUACGGACAAGGAAGGAUGUCCCAAGAAGAGGAAGCUUAUAGAUUUGUGGCAAAAGAGCACAAACACUGGCAAGAGCGGCGCCACCCUCAUCGCCUACAGUAAAGUGAGCGCCUUCCGCUUCCCUGAGACCGACCAAGUCUAUCUCACUUGCAAUGUCGAGCUCUGCACGAGCAACUGCGAUGGUGACUGCAAGUCAAUUACAACUGAAAUAACAACAGGCCCACCUCAGAUCAAAUGUUACCCUGGAUCCACAGAUCCCAGGUGUCCAAAAGCCAUACCACCCGCACCUAACUGCUACCCUGGAAGCACAGAUCCCAGAUGCCCUCAAAUACAGACAACAGCCCCACCAACUUAUGUACCAACAACCGGACGACCAGAGUGUUACCCAGGUUCAACUGAUCCAAGGUGUCCAAGACCUACUACACCAUCUGCCCCUAACUGCUACCCAGGAUCUACUGACCCUAGGUGUCCAAGACCUACAACACCUUCACAGCCAAAUUGUUUCCCUGGCAGCAAUGACCCUAGAUGUCCUAGACCAACAACGCCAGCACCACUUAAUUGCUUCCCUGGUUCUAAUGAUGCCAGAUGCCCUAAAUCAAACACCACACCGGCGCAACCCAACUGUUACCCGGGAACUCAAGAUCCUCGAUGUCCUGAAGCUCCAAAAUGUUACCCGGGUAGUACCAACCAAGCAUGCCCACGAACUACACAGCAACCUAACUGCUAUCCAGGCAGUACUGACCCUAGGUGCCCUAGGCCGACUACACCUGAGCCUAAGCCUGCCUGUUACCCUGGCUCGCCAGACCCUAACUGUCCUCAACCGCCUCGUCCUUCAACAUUGUCACCCCCGACAUAUUUGCCACCGUCAACAACUGGACAACCUAAAUGUUAUCCUGGCAGUACCGAUCCACGCUGCCCAAGACCAACAUCUCCAGCCCCACCAAAUUGUUUCCCUGGAAGCACAGAUCCUCGAUGCCCUAAACCUACCACUCAGGCACCUCCGAACUGUUUCCCUGGCAGCACGGAUCCUCGUUGCCCAAGGCCUACUACCCCAGCGCCUACAACCACUGCUCGCCCCAUUUGCUAUCCUGGAUCUCCAGAUCCUCGUUGCCCAAGGCCAACAACUCCAGCCCCCACCACACCAAAAAAACCUCUAUGCUAUCCCGGAUCCUCUGACCCUAACUGCCCUCAGCAACCAAGACCAACUACUUCGUCACCACCAACUUACCUACCUCCCUCAACGACUGGACAACCCAAAUGUUACCCUGGAAGUAACGAUCCACGAUGCCCAAGACCAACUACACCAGCCCCUCCUAAUUGCUACCCAGGAUCUACGGAUCCUCGUUGCCCAAGACCAACCACGCCUGCACCUACAACCACUGCUCGUCCUAAUUGCUACCCUGGAUCCACAGAUCCACGUUGCCCAAGACCGACAACUCCUGCCCCACCAAACUGCUAUCCUGGAAACACGGAUCCACGCUGCCCAAGGCCUACUACCCCAGCGCCCUCAACCACUGCCCAGCCUACUUGCUACCCUGGAAGCACAGAUCCUCGAUGCCCAAGACCAUCUUCACCCGCCCCCACUACACCAAGAAAACCUGUAUGCUACCCCGGAUCUUCUGACCCUAACUGCCCUCAACCAACUCGUCCUUCUACGUUAUCGCCACCCACAUAUUUACCGCCAUCAUCUACUGGACAGCCCAAAUGCUACCCUGGCAGUAACGACCCACGAUGCCCAAGACCAACUACGCCUGCGCCCCCUAAUUGCUACCCUGGAUCCACGGAUCCACGUUGCCCAAGACCAACAACGCCUGCCCCACCAAACUGUUACCCUGGAUCUACAGAUGCUCGUUGCCCACGACCCACUACCCCCGAACCAACAACCACUGCUCGUCCUAAUUGCUACCCCGGAUCCACAGAUCCACGUUGCCCAAGACCAACAACGCCUGCCCCACCAAACUGUUACCCUGGAUCUACAGAUCCUCGUUGCCCACGACCCACUACCCCUGAACCAACAACCACUGCUCGUCCUAAUUGCUACCCUGGAUCCACAAAUCCACGUUGCCCAAGACCAACAACUCCUGCCCCACCGAACUGCUAUCCUGGUAACACGGAUCCGCGCUGCCCACGGCCUACUACUCCAAGGCCCACUACACCAGCGCCCCCUAAUUGCUACCCUGGAAGCACAGAUCCUCGAUGCCCAAGACCAUCUUCACCCGCCCCCACUACACCAAGAAGACCUGUAUGCUACCCCGGAUCUUCUGACCCUAACUGCCCUCAACCAACUCGUCCUUCUACGUUAUCGCCGCCGACAUAUCUACCGCCAUCAACUACUGGACAGACCAAAUGCUACCCUGGAAGUAACGACCCACGAUGCCCAAGACCAACUACACCUGUACCCCCUAAUUGUUACCCUGGAUCCACGGAUCCUCGUUGUCCUAGACCAACAACGCCAGCGCCACCAAACUGUUAUCCCGGAAACACGGAUCCUCGUUGUCCAAGGCCAACUACUCCGGCGCCUACCACCACUGCCCGUCCUAAUUGCUACCCUGGAUCUACAGAUCCACGCUGCCCAAGACCAACAACUCCUGCCCCUCCCAACUGUUUCCCUGGCAGCACUGAUCCUAGAUGUCCAAAACCUACGACACAAAAAGCAGUCUGUUACCCUGGAUCCCCUGAUCCCAGCUGCCCUCAACCACCAAGACCAACUACUUUGUCACCAGCAACAUACUUACCCCCAUCGACUACUGAACAGCCCAAAUGCUACCCUGGAAGUAAUGAUCCACGAUGCCCUAGACCUACUACCCCGGCUCCGCCAAACUGCUACCCUGGAUCCACGGAUCCUCGUUGCCCAAGACCCACUACCCCUGCACCGACAACCACUGCUCGUCCCAAUUGCUACCCCGGAUCCACGGAUCCACGAUGCCCAAGGCCUACUUCUCCAGCCCAACCAAACUGUUACCCUGGAAACACGGACCCUCGCUGUCCAAGGCCUACAACCCCUACACCUAAAACUACUGCUCGGCCUAAUUGCUACCCCGGAUCUACAGAUCCACGUUGCCCACAAUCAACUACACCAGCGCCCCCUAAUUGCUACGCUGGAAGCACCGACCCUCGAUGCCCUAAACCUACCACACAAAAACCAGUGUGCUAUCCUGGAUCCCCUGAUCCCAACUGCCCGCAACCCCCAAGACCAACUACUUCGUCACCACCAACUUACUUGCCUCCAUCAACUACAGCACAGCCUAAAUGCUAUCCUGGAAGUAAUGAUCCUAGAUGCCCAAGGCCCACUACACCAGCGCCCCCUAAUUGCUACCCUGGAUCCACGGAUCCACGUUGUCCAAAACCUACUCCCACUGCGCCUACAACCACUGCUCGUCCCAAUUGCUACCCCGGAUCCACUGAUCCAAGAUGCCCAAAGCCUACUUCUCCAGCCCAACCAAACUGUUACCCUGGAAACAAGGACCCUCGCUGUCCAAGGCCUACAACCCCUACACCUAAAACUACUGCUCGGCCUAAUGCUACCCCGGAUCUACAGAUCCAGAUUGCCCAAAACCCACUACACCAGCGCCCCCUAAUUGCUACCCUGGAAGCAUCGACCCUCGAUGCCCUAAAGCUACCACACAAAAACCCAGUGUGCUACCCUGGAUCCCCUGAUCCCAAUUGCCCAAAACCCCCAAGACCAACUACUUCGUCACCACCAACUUACUUGCCUCCAUCAACUACUGCAGAGCCUAAAUGCUAUCCUGGAAGUAAUGAUCCUAGAUGCCCAAGGCCUACUACACCAGCGCCCCCUAAUUGCUACUCUGGAUCCACAGAUCCACGUUGCCCAAGACCUACAACUCCUUCUACACCAAAUUGCUUCCCAGGAUCAACUGAUCCUCGUUGCCCCAAACCUACUACUCCUGCCCCACCAAAUUGUUACCCUGGAUCUACAGAUCCUCGUUGCCCAAGACCCACUACCCCUACAGCUACAACAACCUCUCGUCCUAAUUGCUACCCGGGAUCCACAGAUCCACGCUGCUCAAGACCUUCUACACCUGCCCCACCAAAUUGUUACCCUGGAAACACGGAUCCACGUUGUCCAAGUACUACUCCUGUGCCUACAACUACUGCCCGUCCUAAUUGCUACCCUGGAUCCACAGAUCCACGUUGCCCAAGACCCACUACUCCAGCCCCACCAAACUGUUACCCCGGAUCAACAGAUCCUCGUUGUCCAAAACCGACUUCUCCUAAACCUGUUUGUUAUCCUGGUUCUCCCGAUCCUAACUGUCCCCAGCCAUCAAGACCCACAACCCUAACUCCUCCAACAUACUUACCCCCUGAACCAGAGAAACCUAGGUGUUUCCCUGGCUCCACUAAUGCAAGAUGCCCUAGGCCGUCAACUCCGGCACCACCUAAUUGCUUCCCUGGAUCAACUGACCCUCGAUGCCCGAGGCCAACCACCCCUGCUCCACUAAACUGUUACCCUGGAAGCACAGAUCCAAGGUGUCCUAAACCUACUACACCUGCAAAACUUAAUUGUUUCCCUGGUUCACCUGAUCCUCGUUGUCCCAAGCCUAAUACUCCAGCACAACCUAGGUGUUAUCCUGGAAGCACAGACCCUAGAUGCCCUAAGCCAACCACCCAAGCUCCUCCAAAUUGCUUCCCUGGAAGCACCGAUCCUCGUUGCCCGAAACCUACUACACAAAAACCAGUAUGUUAUCCUGGUUCCCCUGACCCUAACUGCCCUCAACCUCCAAGGCCCACUACAUCAUCACCCCCCACUUAUUUACCCCCAUCAACUACUGCACAGCCUAAAUGCUAUCCUGGAAGUAAUGAUCCACGAUGCCCAAGACCAACAACCCCGGCACCACCUAACUGUUACCCUGGAUCCACAGAUCCACGAUGUCCAAGACCUACAACUACUGCUCGUCCCAAUUGUUAUCCAGGAAACAAUGAUCCUAGGUGUCCUAAACCUACUACCCAAGCUCUACCAAAUUGCUACCCAGGAAAUAAUGACCCUAGGUGUCCAAGGCCAACCACGCCUGCACCAGCAAAUUGUUAUCCUGGGUCCACUGAUCCAAGAUGCCCUAAGUCUACUACUCAGGCCCCGCCUAAAUGUUACCCGGGGAAUAAUGACCCUAGGUGUCCAAGACCAACUACCCCUGCUCCUCCUAGAUGCUUCCCUGGUAGCACCGAUCCACGUUGUCCAAAACCUACCAACACAGCUCCUCCUAAUUGCUACCCGGGAAAUAGGGACCCUCGCUGCCCCCAAACGACUCCUAGACCAGCUUGCUACCCUGGCUCCCCUGACCCUAACUGCCCUCAACCAUCGAGGCCUACCACUUUGACCCCGCCAACAUACCUUCCACCUUCAACUGCGGGACCAAAGUGCUACCCAGGGUCAAAUGAUCCUCGCUGCCCGAAGCCAACCACACCAGCAGCGCCAAACUGUUACCCUGGAAGCACAGAUCCAAGAUGCCCCAAACCAACUACGCCACCUACCCCCAAAUGCUUCCCUGGAUCAACCGAUCCCCGUUGCCCAAAACCAAGUACCCCAGCCCCUCCGAACUGUUACCCAGGCAGCACAGAUCCUAGAUGCCCAAAACCCACUACUCCAGCUCCUCCCAAGUGUUUCCCCGGAUCAACAGAUCCUCGUUGCCCAAAACCAACCACUCCAGCUGAACCAAAUUGUUAUCCUGGAAACACGGAUCCCAGAUGCCCAAGACCUACAGCACCUCCACAAAUCAAAUGUUAUCCAGGAUCAACCGACCCUAGAUGUCCAAAACCAACAACUCCCAAGCCUGUUUGCUACCCCGGUUCCCCUGACCCUAACUGCCCUCAACCCUCAAAACCUACUACUUUAACACCACCUACUUACCUGCCACCUUCCACUCAAGCACCAAGGUGUUACCCAGGCUCCUAUGACCCUAGGUGCCCUAGACCAACUACCCAGGCACCCCCGAACUGCUAUCCAGGGAAUAAUGACCCUAGAUGUCCUAGAACUACUCCACCACCAACCACUCAAGCUCCGAGAUGUUACCCAGGCAGCCAAGACCCUCAGUGUCCUAAACCAACCACCCCUGCCCCUCCUAAUUGUUCACCUGGAUCCACUGAUCCUAGGUGUCCUAAACCGACAACACCUGCUCCUCCGAACUGCUAUCCAGGAAGCACAGACCCUAGGUGUCCUAUACCUACUACACAAGCACCUCCUAAUUGCUACCCAGGAUCCAUUGAUCCUAGGUGCCCUAAACCAACUACUCAAGCUCCGCCUAAUUGCUAUCCUGGAAGCACUGACCCUAGGUGUCCUAGACCUACUACACCCGCUCCUCCUAACUGUUAUCCUGGAUCCAUUGAUCCUAGAUGCCCUAAGCCUACAACUCCAACACCACCAAGGUGUUAUCCGGGCAGCCAAGACUCUAGAUGUCCUAAGCCCACAACACCUAAACCUGUUUGCUAUCCAGGAUCUCCCGACCCGAACUGCCCACAACCACCAAGAACAACGACAGUUGGACCCACAUACUUGCCACCUUCAACUCAAGGACCUAGAUGUUAUCCUGGUUCGAAUGACCCUAAGUGCCCUAAACCAACUACACAGGCACCUCCUAACUGCUACCCAGGAAAUAAUGAUCCUAGGUGUCCUAGACCAACUACCCAGAUUCCACCAAAUUGCUAUCCAGGAAGUACAGACCCAAGGUGCCCUAAGCCAACAACUUUAGCACCAACGACUCAAGCUCCUAGAUGUUACCCAGGCUCAAAUGACCCACGAUGCCCGAAACCUACUACCGAGGCUCCUCCCAACUGUUAUCCAGGCAGCAGUGAUCCUAGGUGUCCAAGACCUACUACCCAGGCACCACCAAAUUGCUAUCCUGGAAGCACAGACCCAAGAUGCCCUAAGCCAACUACUUUAGCACCAACGACUCAAGCUCCUAGAUGUUACCCAGGCUCAAAUGACCCACGAUGCCCGAAACCCACUACCCAGGCCCCUCCUAACUGUUAUCCAGGAAACAAUGACCCUAGGUGCCCUCGUCCCACGCCGCCAACCACAAGAAAACCCGCGUGCUAUCCUGGUUCCCCCGACCCUAACUGCUCUCAACCAUCAAGACCUACAACAUUGACUCCUCCUACUUAUCUGCCUCCUUCUACCCAAAGCCCAAGAUGUUACUCAGGUUCUAAUGACCCUAGGUGCCCUAGACCAACUACCCAGGCUCCGCCAAAUUGCUAUCCUGGAAGUACAGACCCUAGAUGUCCGAGGCCUACCACUCAAGCACCGCCUAAUUGCUACCCUGGAAGCACAGAUCCUAGAUGCCCUAAGCCUACCACUUUAGCACCAACGACCCAACCUCCACCCAGAUGCUACCCAGGCAGCCAAGACCCUAGGUGCCCUAGACCAACUACCCAGGCUACGCCAAAUUGCUACCCUGAAAGCACAGAUCCUAGAUGUCCUAAGCCUACCACUUUAGCACCAACUACCCAACCUGCACCCAGAUGCUACCCAGGCAGCCAAGAUCCUAGAUGCCCUAAACCUACGACACAAAAACCCGUAUGCUACCCUGGAUCUCCCGAUCCUAGCUGCCCACAACCUCCAAGACCUACGACUUUAACGCCACCUACUUACCUGCCACCUUCCACUCAAGGGCCUAGGUGUUACCCUGGCUCAACCGACUCUAGGUGCCCUAGACCAUCAACCCAAGCUCCGCCAAAUUGCUACCCUGGAAGCACAGACCCUAGAUGUCCGAAGCCUACCACUCAAGCACCGCCUAAUUGUUACCCUGGAAGCACAGAUCCUAGAUGCCCUAAGCCUACCACUUUAGCACCAACGACCCAACCUCCACCCAGAUGCUACCCAGGCAGCCAAGACCCUAGGUGCCCUAGACCAACUACCCAGGCUCCGCCAAAUUGCUACCCUGGAAGCACAGACCCUAGAUGUCCUAAGCCUACCACUUUAGCACCAACUACCCAACCUGCACCCAGAUGCUACCCAGGCAGCCAAGAUCCUAGAUGCCCUAAACCUACGACACAAAAACCCGUAUGCUACCCUGGAUCUCCUGAUCCUAACUGCCCACAACCUCCAAGACCUACGACUUUAACGCCACCUACUUACCUGCCACCUUCCACUCAAGGGCCUAGGUGUUACCCUGGCUCAACCGACUCUAGGUGCCCUAGACCAUCAACCCAAGCUCCGCCAAAUUGCUACCCUGGAAGCACAGACCCUAGAUGUCCGAAGCCUACCACUCAAGCACCGCCUAAUUGUUACCCUGGAAGCACAGAUCCUAGAUGCCCUAAGCCUACCACUUUAGCACCAACGACCCAACCUCCACCCAGAUGCUACCCAGGCAGCCAAGACCCUAGGUGCCCUAGACCAACUACCCAGGCUCCGCCAAAUUGCUACCCUGGAAGCACAGACCCUAGAUGUCCUAGGCCGACUACUUUAGCACCAACUACCCAACCUGCACCCAGAUGUUACCCAGGCAGUCAAGAUCCUAGAUGUCCUAAACCUACGACACAAAAAUCCAUAUGCUACCCUGGAUCUCCCGAUCCUAACUGCCCACAACCCCCAAGACCUACGACUUUAACGCCGCCUACUUACCUGCCACCUUCCACUCAAGGGCCUAGAUGUUACCCUGGCUCCAAUGACCCUAGAUGUCCUAAGCGUACUACCCAAGCUCCACCGAAUUGCUACCCAGGAAACACAGACCCACGAUGCCCAAGAACUACUACCCAGGCGCCUCCAAGGUGUUACCCUGGAAGCACAGAUCCUCGUUGCCCCAAACCAACUACCUCCACACCUACCACCCCAGCGCCGACCACCCCAGCACCACCCAGGUGUUACCCUGGCAGCCAAGACCCUAGGUGCCCUAAGCCAACCACACAAAAGCCACCUUGUUAUCCUGGAUCCCCUGACCCUAAUUGUCCCCAACCACCAAGACCUACCACAAGUCCUCCGACUUACUUACCGCCUUCCACUCAAGGGCCUAGAUGUUACCCUGGCUCCAAUGACCCUAGGUGCCCGCAGCCUACCACUCCUAGCUCUUGCUACCCAGGAUCGAAAGACCCUAAAUGCCCUCAACCCUUCAGGCCAAGCAGCACUAAUCCUCCAUCGACAUAUCUACCGCCUUUCCCCAGUGAAAAUGAAAUCAAGGGCGGAAGAACUGCUAAAAACGUAGACUACGAUGAUGAAGCCCAGGCUGCUAUAGAUAGCUUCCAGUUCACAAGGACGAAGCCUCGUUCCAGAAAAGCCCGUGAUGUUAGCCAUUUAGUCGAAACCAUUGCUCAGGCAACCAACAAUUCUGCUGUCAUCUACGUCACAGUUGGCUCUGCGCUGCUUAUGCUCUUAUCUGCCACCGUAGCUGUGUAUAUGUACAAACACACCAAGAAACCUAAUUCUCAGAGUACUUGUUAAAUAUCAGUGUAACUUAAAGAUUUUGGAAAUAGGAUAAGGUAGAAGUACUAGUGCUCGACGCUGCACGAGUCAUCGACAUGGGCACUUUAUUUCAUGGAAAUAUAGGUUAAAUUUGAACAACGAAAUUUUUCUGUAUUCGAACUUAAUCCUUGUCACUUUGACAUAAAGUGCCCAUGUCGAGUACUAGUGCAGCAUCGAGCACUAGUACUUCUACCUUACGCGAUUAAACAAAAAGUUGAUGGUGAUUUGUUUUGUCUCUGUCGCGUUUGGCGUUUGUCAUAUAGUUUGUCAUUUGUCAAUUCUGUCGGAAAUAUUAAGAGUAAUCAUGAUACAUUGUGAUACUAGUAAGUCUUUUAUAUCAUGUUUUUUUUGUGAUUUUCAAUGCAAAUGGCUGCUUUUGCAUUAUUAUUUGUAUUCUUAUCUAUCACUGCCGUAUAUUAAGCUAAAGUUAUAAUACUCGGAUGCCUAUUUUAUUUCUUAUAAAAUAGUGCCAUAAAACUCCGUUCUGACGCAUCCUCAGAAAAUAUGUACAUAACUUUUUUUUUGUAUUCUUUAUUUAUUUGCCCUAGUCAAAAUAUUUGUAUUUAUAUUCUGAAACCUUCUGAUUUCAAGCUUGAUUUUGUGAUAUUUACAUAUUUGUAAAUAAUAAAUAUACGCCAGUAUUUGCAUGUGGCCAUUCGAUGUAAAAAUAUGUAUUUUAGUUAUUUUGUAAUAUUAUGUCAAACAAUUGUCUUGCCCAGUUAUGUACAAAAACAGUUAUACAGUCGGUAACAAAUGUUGCUACUCGAACGAAGUGCUCAAAAAGAUCUACACAAGCUCUUAUACUCUUGAUGAUAGAGUCGUGUUGAGAUAAUUUUGAGCACUUAUGUUGCUGGCUGUACAAUGAGGUGUAAGAAAUGUAAAAAUUAGAAUGUGUUAUUUUUAAGAUAACCGCUUUUGUACAUUUCAGGUGUUUUUAAGAUUUGAUGUUUUGUAUCAAAUAAAACAUUCUAUGAAUGUAAAUUUAUACAAA